AUGUCUAUGCCGACGUCUCCGUCGGUUUCUCGAGCACCUAAUCUAUCCCCUGGGCUGCAAGGUCAAACUCAUCCGACUAAGUCUAUCACCACAGUAUCCACGCCAUCACCACCUUCAGUCUCGGGUGCUACGACGCCUGUACAUCCGCCAGCUCCUGGGAGAUUAGCGUUCACAGCAGCACGAGCGUCUAAGUCUUUAUCACAUACCAAUCUUCAACAUUCUCUAUCGACUGAAGAUUCUUCAAGGCGAUUGCUCCAUGUACAGACUCAAGAUGAUAUAAAUCGUCCAGCGUCAACAAUUUCUGAUUUGACGGAAGAAUCUUCAGUAGCGCGGCUAAUGUCUUCGACUUCAAAUGCGCAACAAAAUCACAUUGAUCCGCAACGGCUGAUUAAUUAUCAGCACCAGGUCAAUGAGCGUCUCACGCAAGAAAAUGAAAUGCUUAAAAUGCAAUGUGAAGAGCUGAUGAAGAUUCUUCAAAAACGUGAUGAAAGUGUGAACAAGGAUCGUUCAAUGCUAAUGAAACGGAUCCACGACUUGGAAUCGGCGGCACAAAAGCAGUCAGAAGAGCAUGCCGCACAUGAAUCUUCCCUUAUCGAUACCCCUUCAGAACAUAAUGCAUUCAUUCAAAAAGUUCAGCAUGCGUUAAGUGUGCAUGAUGUACAGGCACUACAAGAAUGUGUGACAGAACUUCAGACUCAUAUACCGCAAAAUAACGUUUCUUAUCCUGAUUCCUCGCGACCCAAUUCGUCGUUUAUGCACAGUCACAGCAAUGCGUCCUGGCGCCAUUCCACACCAAGUCGAGUCCAGACUAUGGAGUCUUUGCGACGGUCCAUUACGUCUGCCUCAACAACACGUGAUGUGUCCAGUGUAGCCUCUGACCUCAGAAAUCUGCAAACAACGGUGCGCUCAUUGACAGAAGAACUUCACGGUGCACGCGUACAACUAGACACAGCUUUGUCGCAAUCUUCAGAGGCAAAUGCAAGUAAGUUACGUAUUGAAACACGACUUGCAUCUACAAUAGAUGAAUUGGAGCAAGUCAAGUUGCAUUUACAGCAGCGAUCAGAACAAUGCAAAGAACUCGAAGCUAUGCGAAGGGAAAUACCGCAAACGAACAUAACACUUGAACGAAGCCUGUUCAAAGCACAGCAAGAAGUAGCAAAAGCACAUGCAUUACAACAACAGGCUCAGCAGCAGCAGUUGCUCUUAGAAGAACAGCUUCGCUCAGCAAACCAUCGAUGCGACCAAGCUUCUGCGUCUGCGGACGAAGCACGGCAAGCGCGCACUGAAUGCGAAGCGCAGAUUGACGAGCAUCUAUCUCAGCUAUCUUCGUUGAAACAUUUACUUGCAGAACAGCAUGCCGAACUAGGGCGGCUUCGAGGAGAAAAGCACCAUCUGUGGACUGAGCGCCGCGAAAUUAUGGAGCAACUCAAUGUGUUUGAGCGAAGAUUGCGGGAAGUGCGUGCAGAAACGGAGCAGUAUGGCACAGAUGUUAAGGCUCUGCAGGAAAAAGAAGAUAUGCUGGCAUACCGUGCUAGCCAUAUGGAACAAGAAUGCGCAAAAUUGGUGAAGUCAUACGUGGCAGACAUUGUUCGAGAGUGGGAGCCGAAAAUAUGGGCUCUUGAAGAACAAUGCCGUGCGUUGAUAUUUCAAAAGGCAUACUUGGGGAAAGCCUUGCGAUCACAACAAUGGCUCACUGAACGCAUCAGUACUCAUUUAGAUGCUCUCACCCCAACGCUGAAACGAUACGUGCCAGCAUCCGUCCCACUAGCAUCUCCUAAAACACGGACAUGGCGGGCGGCCAUUCGAGCAGUUCAAUUUGUUGUACGUAUUACUCGUUCAUAG
This is a messenger RNA of Malassezia globosa CBS 7966, 1842 nucleotides long. RefSeq lists its product as uncharacterized. Lineage: Eukaryota; Fungi; Basidiomycota; Malasseziomycetes; Malasseziales; Malasseziaceae. The record is from RefSeq and is a predicted model, not a curated record. The coding region runs from base 1 to 1842 and encodes 613 amino acids. The transcript has a single exon.